AUGGCCGUCUUAGAAGGGAGACGCGAUGAUAAUGAGCUUCCCCCGCCCACAGAAUGGGAAGAGGAAAAUCUCAGACGUGUCUGCGAUAAGAUCCCCCCGACAAUAUUCUUAGUUGCCGUGGCAGAGCUAGCCGAGCGUUUCACCUACCGAUGCAUCACGGCUCCUAUGCAGAACUAUAUAGAAAACGUUCACAAUGACCCAUUACGACCAGGAGCUUUGGGUAUGGGACAAGGAGUUGCAACUGGUAUCAACUACUUCUUCACCGGCUGGUGCUAUAUGGCGCCUAUUCUGGGCGCUGUCAUAGCAGACAGCUUGCUUGGCCGGUUUUGGACAAUUUUCGCGAGUUGUGGUGUCUUGAUUCUUUGCGUCACUUCUUUCCCUGCAAGUCUUGAGCACGGUGCUGGUCUACCGGGCCUCAUAGUUGCAUUGGUCUUGAUUGGUUUGGGCUUUGGAGGGAUCAAGAGCAAUGUUGCUCCUCUAAUCGCUGAGCAGUACACGAGGAAACCUCUCCGGAUCAAGACACUGGCAAGCGGAGAAAAGGUCAUUGUAGAUCCUAACGUCACAAUUCAGACUAUUUAUGGUCGUUACUACUGGGUUAUCAAUAUUGGCUCACUCUCCGUGAUACCGGCGUCUUGGCUAGAGUUGAAAGUUUCAUUCUGGGCUGCAUUCCUCCUACCGCUCUGCUUCUGGGUCUUACCAGUCGGCGCAUUGGCCAUGGGCCGAGGAAGAUAUGUUGUCCAGAAUCCAAGUGGCUCAGUUCUAAUCCAAGCAAUGCGAGUCUUCUGGCUCGGUCUCAAGAGAGGCUGCAAUCUCGAUGCUGCAAAGCCGUCAGUCAUGGCACAAACUCACCCUGCAACUACCGUUCCCUGGGACGAUGUAUUUGUUGAGGAAUUGAAACGAGCACUCAUCGCAUGUUCUAUUUUUCCCAUUUUCUGGGUUUGCUACGGACAGACCAAUAGCAACCUGGUUAGCCAGGCAGCAACCAUGAAAACCUAUGGAAUUCCGAAUGACAUAAUGGGAUGCUUUAAUCCAAUCAUGGUUUUGACCUUUCUUCCAACCAUGGAAAAAAUCGUCUACCCAACCCUGCGACGAUUUCGCCUCAGCUUUAAACCGAUCAGUCGAAUCACCGCCGGUUUCCUGGUGAUGACCUGUGCCAUUGGAUAUUCCGCAGGGAUUCAAGAAUUGAUUUACCGAUCACCUCCAUGCUACAACCAUCCCCUCAGCGGAUAUUGCAGCAACGGUGGAAGAACACCAAAUGAUGUUAGCGUUUUCCUGCAAGUCCCCGUCUACACAAUGACCGCCCUUUCCGAAGUCCUUGCGUACGUCGCCGGCAUGGAGUACGCAUACACCAAAGCCCCUAAGUCCAUGCGUAGCAUAAUAUCAUCUCUCUUCCUCCUCACCUGCACCAUCGGCUCGAUGCUGGGCAUCACACUCUCACCCGUCUCAAAAGACCCUAAGGUUCUCAUAGAAUACGCCUCGUUGAGCGGCGUUAUGCUCAUCACAGCCGUCUUGUUCCUGCUCGCCUUCGGGAAGUACAACAAGAUAGAGGAGAGGAUGAACAUGCUUAAUAGCGGAGAGGGGGACUCUACCUCUUUGAGUAAGACGGUGCAGCAGAUGCAGACAACCGCGAAGGUUUAA
Aspergillus viridinutans is the source of this 1638-nucleotide messenger RNA. RefSeq lists its product as uncharacterized. Lineage: Eukaryota; Fungi; Ascomycota; Eurotiomycetes; Eurotiales; Aspergillaceae. Gene Ontology annotation, cellular component: fungal-type vacuole; plasma membrane. The coding region runs from base 1 to 1638 and encodes 545 amino acids. Gene Ontology annotation, biological process: transmembrane transport. The record is from RefSeq and is a predicted model, not a curated record. The transcript has 13 exons. Gene Ontology annotation, molecular function: dipeptide transmembrane transporter activity; tripeptide transmembrane transporter activity.